AUGCCAAAGAUAAGUAACCCAAAGUUACAAAAUCUUCGCUUAAAUCGUCAAAACGAUAAAAACACCAAAAAUUCUCCAGAUGAUAGAACGGCUUUAGAAAUAAUAUCAGGCCUUAGGGCCGAAAAUAUACCUCCACCAGAUAUUGAUUUUAUUAAACGUGUGUUGAAAAAUUCUCGUAAGGCAAAAACCAAGAAAAACGAUCCUCCAAGACCUCCAAACGCAUUUUUUUUAUUUCGUAACGCGUUACAUUCUCAUUUAUCCGCUCAUAAUUUAAAAGUACCUCAAGUUAGCGCUGCGGCUGGAAAAUUAUGGAACAAUGCUGGUGAUGAAAUGAAAAGCAAGUAUAUUAGAUUACAAGAAUUUGCGAAAUCCUUACACUUGCAAAUGCAUCCGGGAUAUGUGUAUCGACCCAGAAGAAAUAUUCAAACUACUUCUUCGAGUAAUUUGGAAUUAGAUAAAAUUUCUUUUGAAAAUAAACCAACUUCAAAUACUUCUGUAGCCCCUCCUUUACCUGAUACCUUUUCCUCCUAUUCAAUUUCUGAGCCAUCCUCUCCUAUCAAAUUUGUUGAUUCUGAUUUGGAACAGUUAACCAUAAUUCAACAUAAUCAAGAUAUUUAUGAAACUAAAGACAAGUCCACAAGAUAUUCUUCUCGAGAUUUCAUUACAUCCGGACAUAAUGGACCAAAUCAAAAAUUGAUGGAAUUUCAUCAAGAAUCUACUCAACCAAAGCAAUCGCUUCCUACGUUUUUAGAUCACUAUUCUUCUCCUGUACAAAAUCAAAGUAAGAGAUAUUACGAUAUCAAUAGUAAAUUUCUUCAGGAUCAACGACAUCAAAGCUUUACAUCUCAACAACUCAAUCAGAUUGAUCCAGUUUCAAUCGCAUUUCCUGUAACAUCCGUCGAUAAUUUCAUCAUGACAUUGGGACAUCAGGCAUUGUCAAAUUUAAAUUCUACGCCCAAUUUAAAUUAUGCGGUUCCAAAUAAUAGUGGAUUUGAUGUAAGACCAAUUGAUGAACCAUAUCAUUAUAACCUACCUGCUAGGUUUGAUUUUGUCGAUAACCAAGGAAAUGAAUUUUUUGAAGAUUGGAUUGAUUGGGAUUAUUUCACUAAAGACACAUUUUAA
Funneliformis geosporum is the source of this 1122-nucleotide messenger RNA. The record is from the annotation of a GenBank genome assembly. Lineage: Eukaryota; Fungi; Glomeromycota; Glomeromycetes; Glomerales; Glomeraceae.